AUGUCCUCGGCCACCCUGCAGCCUGCCCAUCAAACACCAGCUUUGGCAUCACCGCCUCUAGUCGCAGCCUCACCGAAUAGCCGCCCCUACACGUCGAACCAUUCCUCUCCAACCCGCGAGGCGUACAAUGCGAAUCUGAAGACCACGACUUCCUCUCCUGCAUCUUCACACCGCCCCUCAGGACGACCGAGCGGAACCGGCGCGUCUGUAAACAGUCCGGAUCCAGUCUCGCCCAUGACGUCCCGAGCUGGCCCCGCCAGUCCCGUCGCCGUCGCGCCUUCCUCCCCAGACUACCAGUCUUCAUCCUCCGAACGACGAAAAAACAUGCCGCCCGUCGCCCCCCCUCGAACGUCUUCGACGAACUACACGGGCACCUCCAACAGCGCCUCCUCGAAAAGACGCGAUCACGCAGCCGAUAAGGCUGCCUCUUCCCCACGACGUGCCCAACCUGACGGCACCAACGGCAAUGCCGACUACUCUUAUUCAGACGACGCUGCUGCCUCUCGCAGCAGAAGAUCACACCAGCAAAUGGCUCCAGACUCCCCUCACCGCUCCAGCGGUCGCCCGGGAAGCCAGCCGACGGUAAUCCCUGUACGAUCCCAUGCGGCCCCGCAGUCGACCGCGUCUCCCAAGCAGCCUAUCCGUGAGGGAAGCGAUGUCCUGAACAGAAUGGUUGUUUCUCAACCCGAAGUAGAUGUCGCCCGCGAGAAGGAGCGGUUGGCGGAAGCUCAGCCUCAGCGCGUCGGCUCCUCCCACGACGACGCCGUGCCACCUCCAAUUGGCAUGUCCGAACACGACGAUGGCAGACGAGGAGGCAGAAGUCGACACGACCACUCUGGAAAACGCGACAAAGUUGUCAGAUUUGGUGACUACAUUCUCGGAAACACCAUUGGGGAGGGUGAGUUCGGAAAGGUCAAGCUCGGAUGGAAGCAGGACGGUGGUGUUCAAGUCGCUAUCAAGCUGAUCAAGCGAGACAGCGUUGGCAACAACCCCUCCAGAUUGGCCAAGAUCUACCGCGAAAUUGCCAUUCUGAGAGGCAUCUCUCACCCCAAUAUUGUUCGCCUGCACGAAAUGGUGGAGACAGAAAGACACAUUGGUAUCAUUCUCGAAUACGCAUCUGGUGGUGAGCUCUUCGACUACAUCCUCAACCACCGCUACCUGAAGGACAAUGCGGCACGUCGACUGUUCGCCCAGCUCGUUUCUGGUGUGGGCUAUUUGCACAAGAAGGGUAUCGUUCACCGAGAUCUCAAGUUGGAAAACCUGCUUUUGGACCGUAACCGCAACAUCAUCAUUACCGACUUCGGCUUCGCAAACACCUUCGAUGCCGAGGAAGAGCUUUCCGAAGAGGAAGAACUGAACCUUGGUGAUCGUGAAUUCGUCAAAAAGUUGGGACUUGAUAGGAUCAAAACCAACGGCACAAGGAAGGGCGAUCUGAUGCAAACGAGUUGCGGCAGUCCUUGCUACGCUGCACCCGAGCUCGUUGUUAGUGACUCGCUUUACACCGGUCGAAAAGUUGACGUGUGGAGUUGCGGUGUAAUCUUGUACGCGAUGUUGGCAGGCUAUCUUCCCUUCGACGAUGAUCCGGCGAACCCUGAGGGCGACAACAUCAAUCUCCUGUACAAAUAUAUUGUCAACACUCCUCUCACAUUCCCCGAAUACGUUACCCCCCACGCGCGCGACCUCCUCCGCCGAAUCCUUGUCCCCAACCCCAGGAAACGUGCCGAUCUCUUCGAGGUUGCCCGGCACAGUUGGCUGAGCGAGUAUGCCCACGUCGUGGAGUUCAUUACGAGUAGCACCACGACGCCUACUCAGAUUCAAAAUACAACAGUGCCUUCCGAGGAGCAGGAGGCAUCCGGUCUUGCUCGCAGCGCUUCUGUGCGCGAGUCGUCCAAGACGAAGGCCAAUACGCCCACAUCUGUGGGAGGUCUCGCCAGCAAGCAUGCGAAGAUCGACGCCGAUGCGGAGGCAGCCGCUAUUGCCAAGCAACAAAGGGACAACAAGCGCCGUACUGUACAGGUUGAAUAUGUUGCGCCGACGACGCAGACGCAAAGAGGAGAGUACGCAACCGGAAGUAAAUCGCGGGCGCGUUCAAACAGCCAGGGCCCCGUCGAAGUAGCCGAGGAGCCGGUUGCUGCAGAGAAGCCGCUGCCGAGAGACCCUCCCGUAUCAAGAGACUCGUACAGGUCCAGCAGACAAGGCACAAGACCGCCAAGUGCUCACCGGAACACGGCUGCGCCGCCGCCGACAAGACCGACCCGCGAUACUCGUGCAACCUCCGACAAUGCGUUCGUAUCAUCAGUCUCAAACCCACCGCCCACGGCGAGACCUCAGACAGGAGGCUCAAUGGCAUCAGGCUCCAUGGGACUGGGAGCCGGUGCCCGAGGAUCGUACGGCCAACCUAUUCCCCCGGCCGUCGCAGGUACUAAUGCUCAAGGAAGGAUCCAACAACCGAACUCCCAGGACCCGCAAGCCAUGGGACGACCCAGCGUCGCCGUCCCCGCCAAAUUCGCCAAAGUCGCCGGUUUCCCCGAACAGCAGCAACCCCCGCAGAGCCAGACACCGUCUCAAUCGAGCGACGGCAGAAGCCACGGCCACAAGCGAUCCAACACUAUUGGUGACCUUGGAUCGAAGUUGCUGGGUCGAAACGGGUCCAUUUUCGGUGGUAAGAACCGCAGCAAACGGCCCGAUUCGCAGAGCGCAAACCGGAAGUAUCCUCCAGUCAGCAUGCCUAACAACAUGCCGCUCGAGGGUCAACCCCGUCCUUCGAUCGACUCCAGGGCGUCCCGGCGGUCCUUCUCACUGGGUCUCGGCAAGAAGCGAAGCGGUAGCAUCGCAGAUUCGCAAACUUCUCGCGAGAAGCCAAACAGGCGGUUUUCACUCAUUCCUCAGUCAUUCUCGUUGAAGGCCAUCGGGCUUGGCAGGGAUUAUGACCACCACCCACCACCGUCCGAGCCUCAGUCUCAACCCGACUUGCCUAUCCAAGAUCCCCCUGAGGUCGACGAGCAUGGCAGGUAUGUGGAUCAGCGGGGCCAACCUCGUGGUUACGAUGGAGGAUACGACCAAGGCUAUCGCCAACCUGGGUCCAACUCAGCACCGCAACUCCAACGUCAAGGCUGGCAGGAGCAGCAGGGCCAGGAUCAAUACAUGGGCCCGAUCGGUCAACCAAGCGCGGUGCCCGGCCACAUGCAGCAUGGCGCCACAUUGAACACUGGAUCCGAAUCAUCCUUUGAGAAUCCUCAAUCACGAAGACGGUCAGGAAUUCCGCAGCCAACUGGUGGCUUCAGCUCUGAAGGCUACGACGGAGGCCGAGGAAACGGCCGGUCGGGCGUGCUACAGAAGAAUAAGAGAUUCACGGACGCCUACAACCAGGACCAAUACCACGGCCACCAAGGCAGCAGCGGAGCAGCCAAGAGAGUCAUGGACUUCUUCCGCCGGCGGGGCAAGGCGAGAGGCGGCGAAGAGAGAUAG
Messenger RNA from Colletotrichum gloeosporioides, 3468 nucleotides. Its product is annotated as Serine/threonine-protein kinase KIN4. The transcript is spliced from 3 exons. The coding region runs from base 1 to 3468 and encodes 1155 amino acids. Gene Ontology annotation, cellular component: cytoplasm. NCBI's taxonomy places the organism in Eukaryota, Fungi, Ascomycota, Sordariomycetes, Glomerellales, Glomerellaceae. Gene Ontology annotation, molecular function: ATP binding; tau-protein kinase activity; protein serine/threonine kinase activity. Gene Ontology annotation, biological process: microtubule cytoskeleton organization; intracellular signal transduction; protein phosphorylation. The record is from RefSeq and is a predicted model, not a curated record.